Messenger RNA from Myotis daubentonii (Daubenton's bat), 2699 nucleotides. It is a transcript of the gene MFRP, whose product is annotated as membrane frizzled-related protein. NCBI's taxonomy places the organism in Eukaryota, Metazoa, Chordata, Mammalia, Chiroptera, Vespertilionidae. Gene Ontology annotation, molecular function: protein binding. The record is from RefSeq and is a predicted model, not a curated record.
CACACUCACACUCUCACACACACACACACACACACUCUCACACACACACACUCACACACACACACUCACACACACACUCUCACACAUACACACACUCACACACACAUUCACACACACAUACAUUCACACACACACAUUCACACACACACAUUCACACACACACUCACACACACACUCACACACACACACACACUCUCACACACACACACAUACAUUCACACACACUCUCACACUCACACACACUCUCACACACACACACACAUCCUCACACACACGGCACCCAGUUUCUCCUGUGGGAUGUGCGCAGCCACUGAGUGCCUUUCAGGCGCUGCGCGGGGCCCAGGCAUGGCCCUCAGCUGAGUUGGAUUAAGGGGCCGGUUCAGGCCUUUGCAAAUUCCUUCCGGCGGCUGCCCCGUCCCUGACACAGAGCCCAGCGGCCAGGGGCCGGGCCAGCCUGCCAAGGGCGGCCUGGGAGCUGGUCCGCCUGGCAGCCGCUCCCUCGGAAGCCCAGGCUGCCCCUUGGACAGGGGCUUGGGGUCAGGAGCGGGCCCUGGGGCUCAGGCUUCGGCAAGGCCUCAGACACCGCCAGCCCCGGAGCAUGAAGGGCCGCACAGACACCGUCCUGCAUGUGGAGUCCGCAGAGCCGAGCCAGACUGAGUUCUGCAACCCUGCCUUUGAGCCCGAGUCGGGGCCACCUUGCCCUCCUCCGCCCGCCUUCCGGGAGGAUGCCCGCCGUCGCACUCGCACGCCCUGGCACGGUUGGCGUCCCCGAGGGCUGCCGCCCGACUGGCACCUCUGCGGGCUGUGCGCCCUGCUGCUGGCCAGCCUGCUGCUGGGGCUGCUGGGGCUGGUGGCCUUCCUGCUGGCCCAGCUGCAGGCUGCACCCCCAUCUGGAGCCUCCUCUCCUCCGCUGCCCACCAGGGGCCUCAUCACCACUGGCACCCCCUCCACCACAGCCACCACCCCCUCUCAGGCACCGAGGACCCCUAAAGGGCAGCGAGAGGCAAGCCUGAGCCUCACACCCCAGGCCUCCUGUGGGGGCCUCCUCCUGGGACCACGGGGCGUCUUCAGCAGCCCCAACUACCCAGACCCCUACCCGCCCAACACCCACUGUGUGUGGCACAUCCAGGUGCCCGCAGACCGUGCGAUACAGCUCAGGAUCGAAGCUCUGGGCAUGGAGAGCAUGGCCUCCUGCCCCUUCGAUCGCUUGGAGAUCUCCCCCGAGCCGGAAGGCCCCCUCCUCAGGGUGUGUGGCAGGGAACCUCCCCCCACACUCAACACCAACACCAGCCGCCUGUGCGUGGCCUUCGUCUCAGACAGCAGCGUGGAAGGGCGAGGCUUCCAGGCCUGGUUCCAGGCCGUGGCUCCGGGGCGCGGGAGCUGUGCCCAGGAUGAGUUCCCCUGCGACCAGCUCGCCUGCCUGCCCCCUGGCUUGGUGUGCGACGGUUUCGCCCACUGCGCCGAUGGCAGGGAUGAGAGCAACUGCAGUGCCCAGGCCUCAGGAUGUGGGGGCAACCUGACGGUCCAGGGCAGGUUCUCUGCUCCCAGCUUCCUGCAGGGGCACCCCCGCCGCCUGGUAAGCCGGCGCCCCGUGGAGAGGGAGGGCGGCUCCGGCCAGUUGCCCACCCACUCCAGGCCUAGCCUGGACGCCCAGGGGGAGUGCCAGUCUGACCACGUGGCGGUGUAUGAGGCCAGCAGCGCGGGGGCCCUCGGCCUCCUGGGCAGGUAUCCGCAGCGCCAGGGGAGGAGCUGGCCCUGCCCUCCGUCCUCCGCAGUACCCCCUCCCUGCUUCCUGCCAAUUCACCCAACGUAUUCCCCCCUUCCUGUCCUCUGGCUCCUCCAAGCAGGAGGUGGCUGCACUGUCCCCUAAAAGGCCUGUGUUCCCACGGAGCCCUCCUGCCAGGACGAGGGGUGUAGGCGCUGGAAUUGUGACCCGUGGCGAGACUGUGCAGUGGGCAGCCCGGGCGAGUGCGGCGGCCCCUUGUCCCUGCCUCCAGAGCUGUCCUGUGAGCCCAUCUGAGUGGAGAUGUGCCUGGGGCUCAGCUACAAUGCCACAGCCUUCCCGAACAUCUGGAUUGGCAUGGCCACCCAGGAGGAGGUGAUGGAGGUGCUCAGAGCAUACGAGAGCCUGGCCCGCCUUCCCUGCUACCCGAGCUUCCGGAGGCUCCUCUGCGGGCUGCUGGUGCCCCGCUGCACCCCACUCAGCAGCAUGCUCCCCCCUUGCAGCUCCGUCUGCCAGGAGGCGGAGCACUGGUGCCAGUCUGGCCUGGCACUGCUAGGCACCCCCUGGCCCUUCAACUGCAACUGGCUGCCUGAGGCCACAGACCUGAACGCAUGUGCCCAGCCCUGACGCUGACUAGGCCCCUGCCCCCUGCCUGCCCAUCCUUUGCCUACCAGGGGGCAGGCCAGGGACCAAGGAAGGGGCUGCACGGGGCUCUGCGAACCUUCUCGGGGCCUCCGGGAAGGAGGAACCCUCAGCAGGCUCAGGAGACGGGGCCACUGUCCCAGCUGCUUUCUGUCCCUGCACCUCCAGCUGGCCGCUGGCCACCCGGCAGCUUCCCACCGAGCCUCUGACCCCCAUUUCCUGCCUCCUGCCUCCCCUUCCACCUGCGUCUCCAUCACCGGCCUUAACAGACAGAACAUUUUUAUUGACUUCAGAGAGGAAGGGAGAGGGAGAGAGAGAAACAUCGAUGAUGAGA